AUGUUUGAUAAUUCUGAAAGAGAAAGUCAAAGCUCCCCAAGUCCCCAUGCCUUCAGUGGGGAAGAGUUUGAGAGUGGUAGCCCUAAUGAAGACUUGGGUACUGAUGGGGAAAGUACUGAGUCUGAACGUGUGGUGGAAGGGCUAAUAGUGGAGGGAAAUAGGGUUGGGGGAGAAGAGCAGUCAAGGAGUUCUGGGGGGGAAGCUUAUAGGGAGAUGCAAAGGAACUAUGUGGCCCUAGAAGCUUGUGCAAACCGGGUGUUGGGGAUAACCCAGGCACCAGAGGCCAGUGGAAGUGGGCGGGCUGGGCCAUCGGGGUGUGGUACAGUGGUAGUAGCAUCCGCUGAUGUGGGUAUUCCAAUAGGGGUUCCACUACCGAAGAAAAAUAUGAUGAGUUUGUAUGAUCUAGAGUCACUGAAGGCAGACUAUGCGAUACCUGAUUGUGUGGGGCUGAGGUUGCCCAUACCUGCUGAAGCGGCUAGAUACCCUCCCGAGGGUUGGGUUAUGGUGUUCUCAGCUAUGUACAAACAUGGGUUGAGGUUACCAUUGCAUCCUUGGGUGCAAAUGAUGCUUUCCAGAUUGGGCUAUGCCCCUAGGCAGUAUAAUCCCAACUUCUGGUGUAUACUGCACGAGGUGUACAUAGCAUGGUGGUUGGCGAAACGAGGGGAGCCUACCUUUGAGCAGUUCAUGCAUCUGUACUCAGUGUCUAGGCAACAGGGCAACUUUGGCUGGGUGCAGUGUAGGCCAGUGUCCAGGGAGGAAGAGGAAGAGAUAGAGCUGGUGAGGAGACAGGUGACCCAGGAGGCGCGUGAGCUGAAGAAUAUUGUGACCCCAGCCCUUCUUCUACAGUCGGGGUUGCUUCAAGGAAUGGCUGAGGUACCGAAGAAGGUGGUGACCGUGGUUGAGACGUCACCGAAGGUAGUGGUGGAUCCGGAGGAGAGGCAACGAAAGUUGCAAGAGAGAAGAGAGAAAGAUAGGGCCAAUAGGGCCAAGAAGCAGACGAAGGGGGCGCCCAGUACUGCUGAGGGGACAGCAGCCCGGGCUGCUGGGAAGCGGCCUCGGACGGAGGAGGAUGAGCAGUUGGCGGAGCUGGAGAAGAAGCGGAGGGGACUCGAGUCUUCGAUCCAUGACGUCAUGGGUGGGACAGUGUUGCCGCCGUUUGACCUAGAUCCACCACCCAGGCUGUCGCUCGAGAUGGAGGAGCUAUUCCCUGCAGGUACCGAGGAUAUAGACUUUGCCUCGGUUCCACGGGAGGCGAAGGAGGUAACCUUGGCCAUGCAUCGCCAGGAAGUGCCUCUUGUCAACGCCUUCCUGAUUGGGGUAAAGAUUGAUGCUUGGGAGCUCGCUCGGACCAAGGCCACGGACUUCUCCGAUUGGGUCCAGAAGACGGUACUCUCUGCUGCCAAUGCUUUUGGGGAUAUGUACCUUACCCUAGCCAGGGCAGAGAGAGAGGUGGACUUGGCUAGACGCCAUUCCGAGACAGCCAAGGCUACUACCGCCGAGGCUCAGGCUGCCAUCCGGGAGAAGAAUGUGCUACAGCUGAAGGUGGGGAGGUUGGAGCGGGAGCUGAAGGAGACGACCCGGCGGCUGGAGGCGGUGGAGGAGGCUAGGCUCGAGUCUGAGAGGAGGAGGACCGAGGAGCUGAGCGUGGCUCGUGCCGAGGCUGUGGAGGAGUAUCAGGGCUCAGACAGGUUCAAGAGCCUCGUGCUGGACGCGAUGGUCGAGGAGCAGUAUGGGUGGGAGAAAUUGGUUGCGAGGUUUAAUCCAGGGUUGGAUAUAAACUUCGACACUAGUGGUGUUCCCCCUCCCAUUCCUUCUGGUCGGGAGUCACUGUUUGCGGCCACACCGUCUGCCGAGGCCACGAGUCCUUCGGAGGCUGAGACGCGGGGAGGUGCCGAUGCUAGCGGAGGGGAGUCGACCGUGGAUCCGGACACAGCUGCCCAGGAGGAGGUGGACGACCAUGCUGAUGCCUGA
Prunus armeniaca (apricot) is the source of this 1971-nucleotide messenger RNA. NCBI's taxonomy places the organism in Eukaryota, Viridiplantae, Streptophyta, Magnoliopsida, Rosales, Rosaceae. The record is from the annotation of a GenBank genome assembly.